CCUCAGCGGCUGCAGAGUGGGUGAGAGUCCAACCUGGGCCUGGGCGCCGGGCCUAAGCCGGCAGCGCCAGGCGGGGCGUGUAGAAGACUGUCCCCCGGCGCCGUGCGCCGCAGGGGCACUGCCUGCCCGGAAGCUGCGGCACCUCCCGAUUUUCCGCGGCUCUAUAAGGAGUAGCGCUUCGGUAGCCGGGGAGCUGGAGGGGAACCUGAUUUGAGAUCAAUUCUUGGAGAGCACAAAGAAGUGUGGUGGUAUGUUCCAGGGUUGAACCAGCUGCCCUUUGACCCUGCCAACAACAACGAGCCCCUGCAGUUUGGUAGUGCCAGUGGCCCUCUGGUCACAGAAGGCCUCAUUGAGAAUGGAGGGGAGUCAAGCAAGAAAAGAAAGAGAACAAAUGCUCCUUCAGCUGAUAAUAGUAGAACUCUGAAUGUGGAUUCAACUGCAAUGACUCUACCUAUGUCUGAUCCAACUGCAUGGGCCACAGCAAUGAAUAAUCUUGGAAUGGCACCAUUGGGAAUUGCUGGACAACCAAUUCUACCUGAUUUUGAUCCUGCUCUUGGAAUGAUGACUGGAAUUCCACCAAUAACUCCAAUGAUGCCUGGCCUAGGAAUAGUACCUCCUCCAAUUCCACCAGAUAUGCCAGUAGUAAAAGAGAUCAUACACUGUAAAAGCUGCACACUCUUCCCUCCAAAUCCAAAUCUUCCACCUCCUGCAACCCGAGAACGACCACCAGGAUGCAAAACAGUAUUUGUGGGCGGCCUGCCUGAAAAUGGGACAGAGCAGAUCAUCGUGGAGGUAUUCGAGCAGUGUGGAGAGAUCAUUGCUAUUCGGAAGAGCAAAAAAAACUUCUGUCACAUUCGCUUUGCUGAGGAGUACAUGGUGGAUAAAGCCCUUUAUCUUUCUGGUUACCGCAUUCGCCUGGGCUCUAGCACUGACAAAAAAGACACAGGCCGGCUUCACGUUGAUUUUGCACAGGCUCGAGAUGAUCUGUAUGAGUGGGAAUGCAAACAACGGAUGCUAGCAAGAGAGGAACGCCACCGCAGAAGGAUGGAAGAAGAAAGGUUGCGUCCACCAUCCCCGCCUCCAGUGGUCCACUAUUCUGACCAUGAAUGCAGCAUUGUUGCUGAAAAACUAAAAGAUGAUUCCAAAUUCUCAGAAGCUGUGCAGACCUUGCUCACCUGGAUUGAGCGAGGAGAGGUGAACCGUCGCAGCGCCAACAACUUCUACUCCAUGAUUCAGUCGGCCAACAGCCACGUCCGUCGCCUGGUGAACGAGAAAGCUGCCCAUGAGAAAGACAUGGAGGAAGCAAAGGAGAAGUUCAAGCAGGCCCUUUCUGGAAUUCUCAUUCAAUUUGAGCAGAUAGUAGCCGUCUACCAUUCCGCCUCCAAACAAAAGGCUUGGGACCACUUCACAAAAGCCCAGCGUAAAAACAUCAGUGUUUGGUGCAAACAAGCUGAGGAAAUUCGCAACAUACAUAAUGAUGAAUUAAUGGGAAUCAGGCGAGAAGAAGAAAUGGAGAUGUCUGAUGAUGAAAUAGAAGAAACAACAGAAACAAAAGAAACUGAAGAAUCAGCUUUAGUAUCACAGGCAGAAGCUCUGAAAGAAGAAAAUGACAGCCUCCGUUGGCAGCUAGAUGCCUACCGGAAUGAGGUGGAACUGCUCAAACAAGAACAAGGCAAAGCCCACAGAGAAGAUGACCCAAACAAGGAACAGCAGCUGAAGCUCCUGCAGCAAGCCCUGCAAGGAAUGCAACAGCAUCUACUGAAAGUCCAAGAGGAAUACAAAAGGAAAGAAGCUGAACUGGAAAAAAUCAAAGAUGACAAGUUACAGGUGGAAAAAAUGCUGGAAAAUCUCAAAGAAAAGGAAAGCUGUGCCUCUAGACUGUGUGCGUCGAGCCAGGAUAGUGAUUACCCUCUGGAGAAGACUCUGAACAGCUGUCCUGUCAAAUCUGAACGCGAAGCCCUGCUAGUGGGAAUUAUCUCCACAUUCCUUCAUGUCCACCCAUUUGGAGCAAGCAUUGAAUAUAUCUGCUCCUACUUGCACCGUCUUGAUAAUAAGAUCUGUACCAGUGAUGUGGAAUGUCUCAUGAGCCGACUCCAGCACACCUUCAAGCAGGAAAUGACUGGAGUGGGAGCCAGUCUGGAGAAGAGAUGGAAAUUCUGUGGCUUUGAGGGCUUGAAACUGACCUGAAUCCCUUUGCUUAACAACCUGGGAUCCUGAAAAUACAUGUGUGUUGGACAAGCUUUUAGAAAGUGAUUUGUAUUUUCAAUGCUUUUCAAGUGGAAAUUGCUUUAAAUUUGUCAGUUCAUUCCUGGAAUAUCUUUUGAGUUAAAAUAAGGAUCCUAGAACAGCACUUCAAGCUACAGGCCCUAUAAAGAAGUCGACUUAAACCUCAAGUGCUGUAACUUCCUCUCUUUCUGUCAAUUGGUUGUCUUUUUUUAUUAGUAGUAUUAAAAAGGCCUGAGGCUAAUGCGUAUUUAGGGUGUUUUCAGUGUCUGUACUACUGUUGUAGACUUUGGUAUUUUUUAAACACUGUUAACUGAAAUGUUUUGAUGAUUUGUACGUGAUUUGUGUUUUGGAACUUCUCUUUACAUUAAUGUUGCUACUGGUGAGAGGAAUGACAGGAGCACUAGGGACUCCAUAACUGACAUUGUCUUUCCAAUCCCCAGUAGGCCAGUGAGUGAAUAACGCAUCAGUGUCUUCUAGAAGGUGUUUGACCAGGUUCACCUUUUAAAAGACAAAGCAUGGUUUGUGGCUUUUUGCAAAAUUACUGUGAACCAAAAGUUGACAAAUGUUUCAGAGUUAUUUUCUCUAAUGUAUCAGAUAAUAGGUUUAUUUCAAAAUUUAAAAAAAACAAUGUAUUCAUGGAAAGCAAGUGUCCAGUAUGACUGGCAUGUGUAUGUGGUAUUCAGAAUCACCUUGUAAAUAGUUUGCUUUUAAAGGAGGGCAUGUUUUCUAUGAAUUAAAACAUACCUGUGUGCUCGCCUUCACACAAACACACACACAUACAUACACAUUGGCAGAAGGAGUUUAUUUUAAUAUGCUUUCUCCUCUGGCCUUCUGACAAAGUCUGGUGGUCCCUUUUCUUUUGCUAUCAGUGUGUUGAAUUGCAAACCAUGUACUGCUGUAAAUACUAUGUUUACUUCAUGCUGAAUGUUUGCAAACAGUUGAUAGGAGUAUUAAUAGAGAAUUCUUGAUAAUGAAUAAAUAAUGAGCUAGGGUGUGUGAAGCUUCAUGCAAAUAGGUCAGCUCCAUCUGGAGUGCUGAGUGCUAAGGACAAGUCCAGUUGUGCGUGGACCAGUCAGAAGUCUUGUUUGAUGGGAAAGAAAGGGAAAGGAUGAGGACUGGGGGCUUAUAUCCUGAGGCAGAGAUAGUCUUUUCUUCUGUGGUGGUGGUGGUGCUUAUAAUAACAUCAGCAUGCCCUCUCUUGAGUCUUGAUUGAAAAGAAGAGAAUGUACUAAGUAAGCAAAGCCAAUGAAGAGUAUUUCAGGAAAAUACUUUGUAAAUCAGAUGUCAGUAGUGUUCAAAGUUGUAUUUUUAAAAGAUAAAUAUUCCUUUUUAUACCUCAGUUUGGUGUCCUGUUUUGAAUUUUUUGCUUUCUAAGUAAUCCUUUAGUAAAUCAUCUCGAUUUCCUCCUUUGAGUUACCAGAAUAUUGGAAGAAGAUGCUAAACCGUCUGCUUUGACAGCUAGAAAUAGGAUUCCACAGCAGCCCAUUCAUGCUGAAAGCUGGCUUCCCCCUGAGUACCCAGCUGUGGCACCAGCAGGAAGCGAAGGUUAUUUUUACACUAGCUUCCUCACUGAAGCAUCUCUGUCAUCAACGCUACAGAAAGCUUUGAUUCAUCAGUCUCAGGGGUCCUGGAAUGCCUUGUUUUAAUAACAUCUAUGAAAUCAGGGGAAAUUUGCCACUUAUCAAUUAUUUCUUAUUUAAAUAAGUUAAAUAAAAUGCAUUUAAAGCAA
Messenger RNA from Dama dama (fallow deer), 3955 nucleotides. It is a transcript of the gene ENOX2, whose product is annotated as ecto-NOX disulfide-thiol exchanger 2. The record is from RefSeq and is a predicted model, not a curated record. The transcript has 15 exons. Lineage: Eukaryota; Metazoa; Chordata; Mammalia; Artiodactyla; Cervidae. Gene Ontology annotation, biological process: ultradian rhythm. Bases 442 to 2187 code for a protein of 581 amino acids. Gene Ontology annotation, molecular function: protein-disulfide reductase activity; RNA binding. Gene Ontology annotation, cellular component: plasma membrane; external side of plasma membrane.